AGUGCAGCGCGGCGGUCGCCAGUAACGUCCGAGGCAGCGGUCUGAGAAAGUGACAGGCGGCGGAUUCCAUCUUCCUGCGCUGGCGACGGCUGCUGCGAGGUCCCCGCUCAUGUGGGUCUCCCGAGUGUCCGGUCUCGGUAUCUCCCGGCUCCUCACCUCCCGCUUGGGGCUGUCGCUCGGCACCGAUCUUCCGUGCCGGCGAGUGGUCACGGGAAGGCAUGGGGCGCUCGGGCUGCAGUACCACCUGAGCGACACUGGAGGGCGCGCUGUGAACGUCGGUCACAGCUGUAGUCGGCGCUCAGCUCUACAGGCGUGGGAGAGGCUGCAGUACCCACAGGAGGCCGCUGGGAGCCGCCAGAGACAUAGAGAAGAGGAGGAGAGCCACAAGAGCUCGCAGUCUACAGCCCCCCUGCUCGCUGCUACCGCCCUGCUGGCCUAUUGCUACAGCAAGGAACCCACAAAUAAAGGUGAGCAGCUGCUGGAGGCCGCACGGACCGGUAACUUCAGGGAUGUGGACAGGUUACUGCAGGAAAAGGUGGACCCCAACUCGCGGCACAAACUCGGGUGGACCCCUCUCAUGGUGGCAGCGAUCGGGAGAAAUCGCAGUAUCGUCAAGUCCCUGCUGCAGGCCGGAGCGGAUCCAAACCUGGGCGAUGAGUUCUGCAGCGUCUACGAGACGGCGAAGGAGAAGAGCAUGCACUCGCUGGAAGUGCUGGUGACGCGGGAGGAUGAAUUCAGCAACCGGCUGAAUAACCGAGCCAGCUUCCAGGGCUGCACUGCUCUCCACUACGCCGUCCUGGCCGAUGACUACGGGACCGUGCAGGCACUUCUAGAGGGAGGUGCCAACCCCAUGCAGGAGAAUAAAAUGGGGCACAUCCCGCUGGACUACGCCCGGGAGGGAGAGAUGAAGAAGAUGCUGAAGGAAUUUGAGAGCAAGUUUCUGCUAGAACAGAGGAGACGAGACCUGGAAGAGCGGAGGAAAUUCCCCCUGGAGCAGCGUCUGAAGGAGCACAUAGUGGGGCAGGAGACGGCCAUUGCCACCGUGGGCGCAGCCAUCCGCAGGAAGGAGAACGGCUGGUACGAUGAGGAACACCCCCUGGUCUUCUUGUUUUUGGGCUCGUCCGGGAUAGGUAAAACUGAACUAGCGAAGCAGGCAGCGCGGUACCUACACAAGGACGUCAAGAAGGGCUUCAUCAGAUUGGACAUGUCAGAAUUCCAAGAGAGGCACGAGGUCGCCAAGUUCAUUGGGUCUCCCCCGGGUUAUGUCGGACACGAGGAAGGGGGGCAAUUGACCAAGAAGCUGAAGGAUUGCCCUAACGCGGUGGUGCUCUUUGACGAGGUGGAUAAGGCGCACCCCGACGUCCUCACCAUUAUGCUGCAGCUGUUUGAUGAGGGCCGGCUGACCGACGGUAAGGGGAAGACCAUUGAAUGUAAAGACGCCAUCUUCAUCAUGACCUGUAACGUGGGCAGCGAUGAGAUUGCCCAGCAUGCUCUGCAGCUGAGACAGGAAGCCCAGGAGCUGAAGAGGCGCAGGUUGGCGGAGAACCUAGAUGACAUACAGAUUGAGGAGAAGAUUACCAUUUCCAAACAGUUCAAGGACAACAUUAUCCGGCCCCUACUUAAGGCUCACUUCCGGAGAGACGAGUUCCUGGGGCGGAUUAAUGAGAUUGUCUUCUUCCUGCCCUUCUGCCGCUCCGAGCUGUCUCAGCUGGUCAUGAAGGAACUGAACUCUUGGGCCAAAAAGGCCAAACAGCGACACGAUAUCACGCUGCUCUGGGACCGCGAAGUGAUGGAUGUGUUGGCAGAUGGAUACAACGUCCAUUACGGGGCUCGCUCCAUAAAACACGAGGUGGAGAGACGGGUGGUGAACCAGUUGGCGGCUGCCUACGAGCAGGACCUCCUCCCGCAGGGGUGCACCCUGAGGAUUACCGUGGAGGACUCUGACAAGCACCUUCUUAAAGGGCCGGCCAAGGCCGACGGUGGGGAGAACACGAAGGUGCCUCGCCUGAGACUGGAAAUCGUGGAACAGGGCAGCAAGGGGCGGAAACUGGACAUCAUGGAGCCUCUGUCCCUAGAGGACGUUCCCUUUUCCUGACCUGCAAGCGGCUCGUCCACCUCUCCUGGUGGCGGCAUUGACGGCUGCGUUAUGUGGUCACUGUUGAAGAUUGGGAAGGAUCUGUAGUCUGGUAUUUGUGUGUGAUAGAGCAAGUGAGACACACGGUCCUAGGAGGGUUGUUGGGGUCUCCUAUAUGAACGCCGGUUGCAUGCUGGAAACUUAUGUGGUCACAGUCUGGGGCUGGUGGUGGGUCAUCGGGGACACAGUACGGGGGACACGUGUAAGCUUUUUUUCUCAAUUAAAUUAUUUUGAGUUAAAA
Pseudophryne corroboree (corroboree frog) is the source of this 2375-nucleotide messenger RNA. RefSeq names its product ClpB family mitochondrial disaggregase (gene CLPB). Gene Ontology annotation, biological process: cellular response to heat. Gene Ontology annotation, molecular function: protein binding; ATP binding; ATP hydrolysis activity. Gene Ontology annotation, cellular component: cytoplasm; mitochondrion. Lineage: Eukaryota; Metazoa; Chordata; Amphibia; Anura; Myobatrachidae. The transcript has 16 exons. The record is from RefSeq and is a predicted model, not a curated record. Bases 110 to 2095 code for a protein of 661 amino acids.